Molecule: messenger RNA, 2241 nt
Organism: Acipenser ruthenus (sterlet)
Lineage: Eukaryota; Metazoa; Chordata; Actinopteri; Acipenseriformes; Acipenseridae
Product: protocadherin gamma-A11-like
Exons: 1
Coding region: 1-2241 (746 amino acids)
Biological process (GO): homophilic cell-cell adhesion
Cellular component (GO): plasma membrane
Molecular function (GO): calcium ion binding
Source: RefSeq, a predicted model, not a curated record
AUGAUAAUAACUGUUGUUUUGGGGCAUGUACGUUACUCUGUUCCCGAAGAAAUGAAACCAGAAUCAUUUGUGGGUAAUAUUGCUAUUGACCUUAAAUUAGAUCUUAAAAAAUUGCCUACACGAAAAACUCGAGUUGUUUCUGAAAAAAACGACCGUUAUUUUCGCAUAAAUAUGGACACUGGUGUUUUGAUUAUAAAAGAAAAAAUAGAUAGAGAAGACGUGUGUAAGCAUAUGCCUUCCUGCAUCCUGCCGUUUGAGGUUGUGUUAGAAACCCCACUUGAAAUCCACAGCAUUGCUGUAGAGAUUAUGGAUAUAAAUGACAAUGCUCCAAGCUUCCCAGCACAAUCAGUGACGUUGGAAAUUAGCGAGUCAGCUUUGCCAGGAGCGCGUUUCUUGCUGGAAGGUGCACAUGAUCCAGACGUGGGCAUUAACUCCCUCAAUACCUAUUCGUUAACUAAUAACAAAUAUUUUACUUUGGAUGUUAAGAUUGGAUCUGAUGGCAGAAAAUAUGCAGAAAUUGUGCUGGAAAAUUCCUUAGACAGAGAAGUAGAAAAUGAGUAUUCUGUAAUACUAACAGCUGUGGAUAGUGGAAACCCACAAAGGUCUGGCACACAGCAAAUACAUAUAAUUAUCUUGGAUGCUAACGAUAACCCGCCAGUGUUUAUUCAAGAUAUAUAUCAAGCCAAAUUACACAAAAACUCGCAGAUAGGGACUUACGUAAUUACAGUGAAAGCAACGGAUGAUGACGAAGGUUCUAAUGCAGAUAUAGCAUAUUCAUUCAGCCAUACUUUAGACCUGCCACCAAAGCUUUUUGAAGUAGAUCCCAAGAGUGGCGAAGUUAGUCUAAUCGGACAACUAGAUUAUGAAGAAGCACGAUUUUAUGAUAUUGCCGUCCAGGCAAAAGACGGUGGGGGACUUGUCACCCACUGCAAAGUAAUUGUGGAUAUAAUUGAUGUCAAUGAUAACCUCCCUAGAAUAACUGUUACAUCCUUCUCCAGUCCUGUACCCGAAGAUUCUCCGCAUGGAACUGUAAUCGCUAUUUUGAACAUCCAUGACCUGGAUUCAGGUGAAAACGGCCAAGUUCGUAGUGUCAUUAAUCAUGCUUUCCCUUUUAAAUUAAAAUCCACUUUAAACAACUACUUUACCUUAGUUACCGAUCGCCCUCUUGACCGGGAAGAAACACCAGAGUACAACAUCACCAUUUUUGCUUCUGAUAAAGGGUCGCCUCCUCUGUACAGUAACAAAACAAUUUUUCUGGAAAUUUCGGAUAUCAAUGACAACCCUCCAACAUUUGAAAGGUCAUUAUUCACUGCGUCUGUAAUGGAAAACAACCCUCCUGGAUCAUCUAUUUUUACUGUAAUGGCCCAUGACCCAGACUCGUGUGAAAAUUCACACCUCUCCUACUCUCUUGUAGAUACUCAGUAUCAAGGAAUGCCUGUAUCGUCCUAUGUAUACAUUAACUCCGACAGUGGUGUCAUACACUCAGUGCAAUCUUUCGAUUACGAGAAGCUAAAAGAAUUACAAAUUCAAGUUAAAGCACAAGAUCGUGGUUCUCCGCCUCUAAGCAGUAAUGCGACCUUGAACAUUUUUAUACAAGACCAGAACGACAAUGCCCCAAAUGUGUUGUAUCCAAUGCAAGAGGAUGGCUCUUCAUUGACAGAAAUAGUGCCCCGUUCCGCAGCUGCAGGAUAUCUCGUCAACAAGGUUGUAGCUAUCGAUGCUGACUCGGGACAGAAUUCGUGGCUUACGUAUCAGUUGCUGAAGGCCACAGAACCGGGGCUUUUCACUGUUGGAGUUCACAACGGAGAAGUUAAGACAGUACGUCACAUUCUUGACAAAGACGUCACAAAACAAAGGUUGGUUGUCCUAGUAAUGGACAACGGACAACCGCCUCUGUCUGCCUCGGUAAUCUUUAAUGUUGCGGUUUCAAACAACUUGCCAGGUGCUUUGUCAGAAAUGCAUGCUUUUUCUGAGGAAUCAGAACACAGAACGGACUUGACAUUCUAUUUAAUUAUAGCACUGGCUUCAGUGUCAUCUCUUUUUCUGCUUUCGGUGGUAUUGAUGGUCUCUUUAAAGUUCUGCCAGACCACGCACUUUGGGCUGAUUGACCUGGCAAGUGCGACACUUCCUGCAAUCCCCGGUUCAUAUGCAUCACUCAGUUAUGCCGGGGCAGAGGGUCGCCAAAUAUACAGCUACGAGUUCUGUUUAGCAAGCGACUCUAGAAAAGAAGAGUUUCCUUGA